UGUUUUAUCAAUUAUUUUUUAAUAAAGCUUUAAAUUUAAAUAUCAAAAAAUUACAUUACAAUUUUAUUUGUAAACAACAAAUCUGUCAUUAAAACCCGAUUUUGAUAACUUUUUUUAUUAGUUACAAUUGUUAAUAAUUUUUUUUUUUACAAAUCGUUUUGGAGGCUUAAUAUAAAGCUCAAAUUUUUUUUUAAUUUUUUAAAGGGCAUUAAAGUCCUGCGCCCUUUAGGUUUUUUCAAUUUUGAGAAGCUUCUUAAAGACAAGAGGUCGUACAAAAUGUACACAGAAAAAAAAAAUUUCUUAUUAAAUAAUUUUAAUAAAUUAAUAUUUUAUUGAAUUGUUGAAGAUGAUAAUCAAUAGAUCGAUUCUGAUUAAAAGCAAAACAACCGCGUCAUCAAGUGUAAUGAUAAUGUAAAAAUUCGGCAGAGCAAUCGAAAGGUAAUUUAUCAGAUAUUACUUAUUAAUGAUAUUCAUAUCGUAACUGAAUGUGUGUCAGAGGUUUUAUUUAAAUUAUUUUUCGUCCGUGGUAUCGCGUCGCUAAUUAAUUCCAUGGCAUCCAUAAAGUUUUUGAGUAUUAAUUCGUGAUUUCUUCUUUACUUUGAACAACAAUAAUUCUACAAUGAGUAACUUUGUCAAACAAGGCUUUUGGGAUAAAAAAAAUUCUCUCGCAAACAGCAAUAAAGUCAAGAUAAUUAACGUCGAAAAGGGCUCCAAGGCACCACAAUUUAUUGCAGCUAUUGCUGCGAACAUAUGUGUGAUGGCUGGUGGCGCGAUGGUUGUCUGGUCAAAUCCAAUUCUUCUGAUGCUUGGAGAAGAUCCUGUGAAUAAAGAAAAUCCUCUGGGUCGGUCUAUCAGCGCAGAAGAAGAAUCUUGGAUUGGAUCAUUGAAUGUGAUGGGUUCAAUGAUCGGAAGUCUUUUUCCAGGAUAUUUUGCUGAAAGGUAAUAAAAUUAAGAGCCCGUUCAUAAAAUUCGUCACGAUAAAUUUUACCUUUUUAGACCUCUCCCCUCUUUGUCACGCUGUCACAUUUUCUGCGGCCCCCCUAUCAAUAUCGCAUCACAAAUGAUAUAUUCUCCCCCCUAAGUGCGAACGUAUUUUAAAAUUGGCCCCUUAUUAAUGGGUCUUACUAAAUAUCGAUAUCGUCAAUUACAGAUUUGGAAGACGUACAAUUUUAUUGGCUAGCGUG
This is a messenger RNA of Microplitis demolitor, 1184 nucleotides long. RefSeq lists its product as uncharacterized. The record is from RefSeq and is a predicted model, not a curated record. Bases 620 to 943 code for a protein of 107 amino acids. The transcript is spliced from 2 exons. Lineage: Eukaryota; Metazoa; Arthropoda; Insecta; Hymenoptera; Braconidae.